AUGAUUAGAUUCACUAAACAAUUGGUCAAUGUAUUCAACAAUGUUAAAUCUAAACCAAACCCAAUAGUUGUAUUUGGUGUUGGUAACUAUGGUACAAUUUCAAGUCGUAACAGUGUUGGUGCAAGAACAGUAGAUUAUUUGGCUAAAAACUUAAAGAUGGAUUGGAUCGAUUUCCAAGAUUGCAGCACAAAGAUUACAUAUUCACCAGAGAAUCAUUUGUUGUUGGUGAAACCAGACACCUAUUUAGUUAAAGAUAAUCACGAGGUUCUCAGCAGAUUGAUUCGUUUGAUGCCAAACAUCAAGGCUGACAACUUCUUGGCGAUUCACUACGAGCAUCUCUUCAAGUUGGGUGUGGUCGAGCGUACCCACGGUGGUCGUACUAAGCACAACCCAGGUUUGGCAGGUCUCACCAACGUCUUCCAAACGGAACACUACUAUCGUGUCUCGAUGGGAAUCAACCAUCCAUUGAACGACGUCACCUUUGAACACACAAUCUACUCGAUGGGAUCGGUCUAUGGUGAUCUCCAAACACCGUUCCUCUUGAAUCGUUUCCCAGAUGUACAAUUAGAGUUGGUCGAUCGUGUAGUCGUACCGUACGCCGCUAACGAAGUACUCACCGCAGUACUCGAGAUGAAACAAGCAAUCACCGAAUCAGAAUCUGCCAACCCUGAAAAUCUUGUAUAUAGUGGUCAAUGGAAAUCACCUCGUAUCGAUACAAAGAACAUCGAUCUAGCUAAAUAA
Heterostelium album PN500 is the source of this 741-nucleotide messenger RNA. RefSeq lists its product as uncharacterized. The coding region runs from base 1 to 741 and encodes 246 amino acids. Gene Ontology annotation, molecular function: peptidyl-tRNA hydrolase activity. The transcript is spliced from 2 exons. Lineage: Eukaryota; Evosea; Eumycetozoa; Acytosteliales; Acytosteliaceae. The record is from RefSeq and is a predicted model, not a curated record.